This is a messenger RNA of Dermacentor albipictus, 1109 nucleotides long. RefSeq lists its product as uncharacterized. NCBI's taxonomy places the organism in Eukaryota, Metazoa, Arthropoda, Arachnida, Ixodida, Ixodidae. The record is from RefSeq and is a predicted model, not a curated record.
AGCGCCCGAUAUGAACUAGCAAAACAGCGGUGAAGCUACAGAAAUUGAACCAACCUCUACAUCGGAGGGAUUCUGCCGGGACACCCUCCCUCCGCCCUCUCUCUUCGACGAUUCAGGGACGACAAUCAGAGCACAUAAAAGAGGAAUUGAUCGCGCCUCAUCGAAGCAAGAUCCCACAGGUCCACGGAGGUGUUUGAUCGACACUCGACGGGUCAACGCUGACGGAGCGAGCAAGCCGAGGCGACAGACCACUAGCCUCGUCCACGAAACAAAGGAGCCCUUCGCUUCCUCUACGGAACCGGCGCAUACCGAACGGGAUGUCUGCAAGCCAGUCUCUUCGCCGUCUGGCGGUGACAUUGAUGACAUGUGCUUUCGCUCUCUGCCACGCUGAGGAGAACCCGGACUGCAGCAUACAGCGGCUCCGAGCAUGCGGCUCGAGCUUCGUCGUUUUCGGCAACACUACGACAAUUGCAGAAACGCCCCAAGAACUUCGGGAGGCCUGCCGGGUGUGGACCUCCGAGAUCGAGUGUUCGCUGAAGUACAUCGACGACUGCCUGGAAGGCACGACCCGUGGAACGUGCCUGGUGGUCAUCAAGGCUGCGGAGGAAGACUUCGAGGCCAUCUGCACCGAGGGAUCCGACAUGGAGAAACAGUACCGCCUCAGUGCUCCGUGCGGCAACUCGGUCGGCACGAAGCUCAACGGCUGCGUCCGCGGCAUGUACCACAAUCUGCAGAAAGCCGUGGAGAAGGCAGCUAGCAACCAGGCCGUUAACCACGCCUGCUGUUACUUCGGAGAGCUACUCGAGUGCGUCGACUCCUCGCUCGACAGCUGCGACAACGCGGAGGCACCGAAGCAGUUCAUCAUGGGACGGCUCGAGCACAUCUUCGGGGAGUCGCUCAGCCUGGUGUGCGGCACCCACACGCGCGGCUCGGCCAGCUGCGCAGCCCUGCCCGUCCUGCCCGAGCUCGAACCGGGCGCGCCCGAACCAGUGAGCAACCUGGUCGAGUACGGCAUACUCAUCAUGCGGCUCUUCAGUCGACGCGACAACGCCAACCAGUAGGGAACUGCAAUAAAAAAGAACUGUUCAUCCGGAUUCACCGGGGUUCGU